Prunus armeniaca (apricot) is the source of this 408-nucleotide messenger RNA. The record is from the annotation of a GenBank genome assembly. Lineage: Eukaryota; Viridiplantae; Streptophyta; Magnoliopsida; Rosales; Rosaceae.
AUGGCAGUAUACAAGGUCAAGCUGGUUGGACCAGACAGUGUGGAGUGCGAGUUUGAUGCUCCAGAUGAUGCAUACAUCUUAGAUUCAGCUGAGAAUGCAGGAGUUGAGUUGCCAUAUUCUUGCAGGGCUGGGGCCUGCUCUACCUGUGCAGGGAAGCUGGUGGCAGGUUCAGUGGACCAGUCCGAUGGCUCGUUCCUUGAUGACAAUCAAAUGAAGGAGGGUUAUGUGCUGACCUGUGUCGCGUACCCAACUUCAGAUGCUGUGAUUCACACUCACAAGGAAAGGGUUUGUUGUGGAAUGGCAGUGCAUCUAGAUGUUAAUGGUUGCCGAAUUGGUUUCUGUAGGUGGCGCUUUAAUUCAGUUCUUAUUCAAGGGAUAGAUUCAAGACCUGUCCCAAAGCGUUUGUAG